This is a messenger RNA of Clavispora lusitaniae ATCC 42720, 2448 nucleotides long. It is a transcript of the gene VRP1, whose product is annotated as Vrp1p. Gene Ontology annotation, molecular function: actin binding. NCBI's taxonomy places the organism in Eukaryota, Fungi, Ascomycota, Pichiomycetes, Serinales, Metschnikowiaceae. The record is from RefSeq and is a predicted model, not a curated record.
AUGCCCGCCCCGCCACCGCCCCCGCCGCCCAACUUGGCUCCGCCCAAUCUCUCCGUGGCCAAUUCGGCGCCGCGUGGCAUGCCAGCCGGCCGCGACGCUCUUCUCGGCGAUAUCCAGAAGGGCAUGAAACUCAAGAAAACCGUCACGGUUGAUAAGUCCAAGCCGCUCAUUGACGGGAAAACCAGCGUUGCGGCGGCGCCGUCUGCCGGGCCCCGGACGCUGCUGGCGCCGCUGCUGGCGCUGGCGCCCAUGCCGCCGGGCCCGCCGCAAUUGGGCGACAUUUUUGCUGGCGGCAUGCCCAAGCUUCGAUCUGUCGAUAACCGCAGCGGCCUUGUCCCUGCUGGCGCUCCGCGGGUGCCGACGGCGCCAGCAAGAGGCGGAGACGCAAUGGCUGCAAAUAACGCCCCCAGGUCGGCGCCGCCGCCGGACCAGCGCAAGUCGCCUGUGCCGCCCGUGCCCCUGGCGCCUGUGCCGCCGCUGCUUCCCCUGGGACGCCCACAGCACCCCCUGGCGGCUCCGUCGGUGCCCCUGGCGCGCCCACAACACCCCCUGGCGCGGCCGCCGCUGCUGGCUCCGCCAAUUCCUCUGGCGCCUCCACCGAUUCCUCUGGCGGCUCCACCGGUCCCCCUGGCAGCUCCACCGGUCCCCCUGGCGGCUCCACCAAUCCCCCUGGCAGCUCCACCAGUCCCGCGCACAAAACUGCCCAACCCGCCCGCUCUGAGCCUCCGUGUGCCCCCUGCACGCCCCGCCAAGCGUGGCCACUUGAAGUCAGCGUCUGUCAGCUCCGUCAGCUCCGCCAUUUCCGCCGAGGACGUGCCGCCGCCGGUCCCCAGUGCUGGACCGCCGCCAGUGCCUCCGCCGCCGCCGGGAGGCCUUCUGCAUGCGGAGAAACCGUCGAACCCGCCGCCUCCUCCGUCAGGACUUCCGUUUUUGGCAGAGAUCAACGCCAGAUCGUCGCCGCUGUCAGCACCUCCCGUGCCAGCACCUCCAGCGCCAGCACCACCAACGCCGGCUGCUGCGCCACCACCGCCAUCAGCACCUGCGCCGCCUCCGGGUGGGCUUCCUUUCUUGGCUGAAAUCAACAAGAGACGCUCCUCUCCACCCCCUGCUGCAGCUCCGCCGCCUCCAUCACAUGUGCCUGCUGCGCCGCCACCAGCCCCACCGGCGCCUGCUCCACCUGCUCCACCGGCGCCUGCGCCUGCUCCUCCGCCUCCACCUCCGACAGCAUUAUUUCUGGGCAGCAAGGCUCCCUCGGCGCCUCCUCCGCCGCUGCUGCUUCCUCUGGCGCCCAAAGCAUCCACACCGUCCAAGCCUGCUGUUGCAGGUGCGUUGCCGUUCAUUGACCAGAUCAAUGCCCGCAGAAACGAUGCUUACGUAGUAGAUGAGACGGCUGUGUCGCGUGCUGCGGCGUCUGGGCCAAAGACACAAUCUCUGGCGCCUACGGUUCCAUCUCUGGCGCCUCCGCCACCAAAGGUUCCAGUUCUGGCGCCUCCUCCACCGAAAAUGCCCUCUAUGGCCCCUCCUCCACCAAAAGUGCCGUCGAUGGCCCCUCCGCCGCCAAAGGCGCCUUCUAUGGCGCCGCCUCCGCCCUCGGCGCCUGUACCUCCAGCAUCCAGCGCAUCAAGAGCUUCUGCGUCGGAUUCUGCACCUCUGGCGCCUUCUCCCAAUGCGCCAGCACUAAGUUUGCCGUUCUUGGAGUCCAUCAACGCCAGGAGACGUGACGUGGACGAACCGAAAAACUCUGCUGCACCUCCAUCGGCGCCUGCUCCGCCGAAAACAGCACCGGCUCCGCCUGUUCCUAACUUCUCUUCCAACGCUCUGAAUGGCGCUGCACCUCCUGUCCCGGGCCAGAAAUCGCAGGCGCCAUCGUUGCCGUUUUUGGACCAAAUCAACGCCCAUAGACUGGAUCUGGGGCUGACCCAAUCUUCUGCGCCAGAAGCUGCUCCGGCCCCUCCUGUGCCGCAUACUGCUCCGGCCCCACCUCAACCGGCUGCUUCUCCUCCACGCGCUCCAUCUCCGCCAACAUUUUCGGCGCCAUCUCCUCCAGCUCCGCCUCCGCCGGCCCCGCCAUCUUUCGCGCCGCCUUCUCCGUCUCCGCCCUCUCAGGUUCCGUCGUCGCCAGCACCACCUCCACCAGCUGUUCCUCCUCCGGUUUCGCUGGCUCUGGUGUCUCGCAAGAAGCACACUGCGCCGCCACCGCCGCCAUCUGCGUUGGACCAGCAACAGUCUGCUGGCUCUUCUCUACGCAAGAUCUCGGCCCUGGCUUACACCAUCACUGCCAACCGCAGCAGCGACAGCAAACCGCAGCGGCCGUCCAUUGAUGAGCUGCGCUUCAAAUUCAUCAACAGCGACUCGCUUCCACAUCCUCGGCGCUUCGAGGGAAAGCUCAAGUUGUAUCCUAGUGGGCGUGGAUCGUCUGUUCCGUUGGAUCUUUCGUUGUACACAUGA